ACAUCACCUACAUGCUUCCGCACUGCAGCCAUUUUAAAGACAUAGCGGGUAGAAGUAUUGUGUAACAACAAAUUUGAAAAUAAUUUACGGCAAACUGAUGCAAAAUACUUGUUAACAAAAUAAACAAAAAGUAAAAAAAAUGAGUGAGCUUGAUCCAGGCAAGCUUGACAAGCUGAGGGUAGCAGAUCUUCAGAAAGAACUUGGGGCGCGUGGUCUUGAUACAAAGGGAAAGAAAUCUAUAUUGAUCUCACGUUUGAAGAAGGCCUUAAUAGCUGGAGAUGAUGGAAGUGAAACAGCAGAUGCAGACUUGUCAGUGAAUUCGGCUUUAGAUACCUCACAAGAUACUUCUGAAAGUCUUAAUGAAAGUUCUCAGGAAGCCUCGCAACAAUCUGAGUCUGAGACAGAGCCUGUGGCUGAGCCAGAAACAGUUGCUGAGCUGGAACCCGAACCAGUGGUUGAGCCGGAACCAGAGCCAGUGGUUGAGCCGGAACCCGAACCAGUGGUUGAGCCGGAACCAGAGCCAGUGGUUGAGCCGGAACCUGAGCCAGUGGUUGAGCCUGAACCUGAGCCAGUGGUUGAGCCGGAACCUGAGCCAGUGGUUGAGCCAGAACCCGAGCCAGUGGUUGAGCCGGAGCCUGAGCCCGAGGCAGAACCAGAAAAAACACCUGAGCCAGUGAAAGAGCCUGCCCCUAAACCGACUAAUGACACUGAAAAAGUUAAGGAAGAAGCUGAGCCUAUGGACCAGCAAGAAAUCAAAGAAGAACCGGUUGAGAAAGAAAAUGACAAUGCACAAGGUGAUGAGGCAGUUUCCAAUACGGAGGAGCCUAUGGAGGGAGUAAAGCAAGAGGUCAAGGAAGAAAAGGAAGGUGAACAGAUGAAUGGAGAUCAUAUGGAAGAUGACUCGGAGCAGAAGCAAGAGCUUGAUGAUCAUAAAGAUAGACAUGAACGAGGUGAUAAAAGGAAAAGGUCAUAUUCAAGAUCUAGGUCACGUUCUCGUGAAAAGGACCGUCGCAGAUCUGGUGGUAGAGAUAGAUCUCGUGAAAGAAAGCCUUCACCAGUACAGGAACCUAAAGUUAGGAGGCGCCCACGAUCUCCCAUAGAGCCAGAGACAGAUGAUUGGAAAGCCUUAACAAAUGUUACCCUAGAUAGAUAUAAUGGUGAGUUGUCCCUCAAGAUUAGCAAGGACGGUUUAACAGGAAAGCCAAGUCAUGAUGAAGGGUUUGCUAUGGUAUGGGCGGGUGUUAGAGGAACAUAUGGCGUAAAAUCGGGCAAUGUUGCUUUUGAAGUGAAAUUGUUAGAAAAUUUGCCUGUAGAGCAUCUCGGACCAGAGGAGACAAAUCCUCAUGUACUGAGAGUUGGAUGGUCAACUGAUGACAACAAUCUACUGUUAGGAGAAGAAGCCCUAUCUUUUGGUUAUGGUGGUACAGCCAAAUCUUCAACAAAUCUCAAGUUCAAUGAUUACGGUGAGACAUUCACUGCUGAAGAUGUUAUAACAGCCUACAUUGAUUUAGAUUCGGAUCCAUGUGUGAUCUCCUAUGCUAAGAAUGGCAAGCACCUUGGCAUCUGUUUUGAGUUUGAGAAGUCCGAGCUUGGGGAGAAGGCCAUGUUUCCACAUAUCCUGACAAAAAAUACAUCAUUUGAGUGUAACUUUGGAUCCAAGGAAGAGCCAUAUUUUCCCCUGGAGGAAGAUUAUACCUUCAUUGAUGUUGUACCACUUGAAGAAAGAGUACGAGGAACGGAACAGCCAGAGAAAAAAGAAGAUUGUGAGAUUAUCAUGAUGGUAGGAUUGCCUGCCAGUGGAAAGACAACAUGGGUCGAUAAAUACAACGAGGAAAAUCCCAACGCUAAAUUCAACAUUCUUGGCACUAAUUCUAUCAUUGAUAAAAUGAAGGUCAUGGGUCUGCCGAGGAAACGUAACUAUGCCGGCAGAUGGGAUGUUCUGAUUGAUAAAGCAACUAAAUGUUUGAAUCGUCUACUUGAUAUUGCUAGUAAGAGAAAGAGAAACUACAUUCUAGAUCAGACCAAUGUGUAUGCAUCAGCUAGAAGACGUAAAAUGCAGCCAUUUGAAGGCUUCUCAAGGCGAGCAGUUGUUAUUGUACCUGAUGAUGAAACAUACAAAGAACGGUUUGAGGCUCAACAAAAAGUGGAAGGAAAGGAAGUGCCAGAAAGCGCUAUAUAUGAAAUGAAAGCAAAUUUUACGGUACCUGAUGUUGGUAUGCUGUUCGAUGAGGUAGAGUUUACUGAGCUCCAAAGGUCUGAAGCAGAGACUUUAGUAGAGCAGUAUAGAGAAGAGGGACAGAAAAAUCUGCCCCCUCCACCUCCCCCCUCCCCUCCAGAGAAGAGAUUUAGAGACGAAAGGGGCGGAAGAGAUAGAAAAGAAGGUGGAUUUGGAAGAGAUAGAGAUCGUCGAAGUGGAGGCAGUCGUUGGUCUGGCGGUGGUGGUGGUGGCAGCAGCGGCAGUGGUGGUAGUGGUGGAGGAGGAGGAGGAAGUAGAUGGGGUGGUGGCGGUGGUGGUGGAGGUAGAGAUCGUGGAGGCGGUGGUGGUGGUAGAGACAGAUGGGGAAGUGGAGGAAGUGGUGGUAGAGACGGUGGUGGUGGACGCUUCGGUGGUGGUGGUGGCGGCGGAAGUCGUUGGGGUGGUGGUGGUGGCGGCGGAGGAGGAGGUGCUGGUGGUGGAAGAUGGGGAGGAGGUGGAGGUGGAGGUGGCCGCAAUGAUCGUAGUGGUGGUGGUGGUAGACAGGGAGGAGGUGGAGGAGAUCGUAACAGAGACCGCUGGGGUGGUGGAGGCGGUGGUGGUGGUGGUGGACGUGAUGAACGUGGUGGUGGUGGCGGAGGUGGUAGAUUUGAUAGAGACAGGAGGAGUGGAAGUAGUGGAGGGGGAGGAGGUGGUGGUGGUUAUGGAGAUAGACAGAGAGGUUACGGUGGCAGCGGUGGUGGUGGUGGCGCCGCAGGCGGUGGUUAUGGCGGUGAUAGAGGAUAUAACAAGGGUAACCAAGGUGGCGGUGGCGGAGGUCGUAGUGGUGGAGGUGGGGCAGGUUAUAACAAGGGUAGCGGUGGUAAAGUGGUGGUGGCAGCGGGGGUAACUAUGGAUCUGGUGGCAGCUAUAAUCAAGGCAGUGGUGGGAGUAGUGGUGGUAUGCAGAGUUAUAACACUCAAGGUGGUACUGGGUACAAUCAAAGCAGCUGGGGUAAUCAGACUCCGGGUCAGCAAGGUCAACAACAAGCCUGGGGUCAACAAGGCUGGGGCGGUCAGGGACAGCAACAGGGCUGGGGAACUCAGGGCUAUGGACAGUGGGGUUAUGGCCAACAACAACAGGGAACCGAUCCAUCUCAGUCGGCACAGGCUUACAAUGCUGCAGCAUGGGGAGCAUACAAUACCGGUACCUGGCCUAAUUGGAACCCGCAGUAUAAUCAGCAAUAUCAACAAUGGUACGGUCAGCAGGCUGCCGGACAGUAUCCACAGACUGGUACCGCUACAGGCACUGGCACUACUACCACCGGAACUACUGGGGGAACUAGCACGGGGGGAGCAUCAUAAACUGUUAAAAUAUUGACUGUUAAUAUAAAAUGUUGAUAGUAAAGACUCUUGUCCAUAUAAUGACUUUGUUUGACUAGAUCUUCUGUUAAUUUUUUAAAGAAAAAGAAGAAUGCUGGUUUCAGGGCCUGUAGAAAGUUACAGAGAUCAGUCAAUGGAUAUGCUCAUUGUCAAGAUCAUUGAAGUGAUUCAAAUUAAAACAAUUCAAGGCAAUGUGUGCUUUUAUGUCUUAGAACUUGCUAUAGAAUGUUUUGAUACUAUUGAAUUGUAACUGGCAGAUAGGAUUUGUUAAUGGUGAUGAAUAGAUUGUCAAUGGUAAUCUUUAUUUAGAGAGAAAGGAAAAACAUGCUAUUGUGUUCAGAUAAAUUGAGAUUUUUUUAUAAAUUUCUUUUUUUGGGGGGCUUUGAAAAGGUUAAAAUAAAUGAGAACGAGGGAAGCAGUUUUGAUUGAUUUUUUUUUAUGCAAUGUAUUUUAGCCAUGUAAGUUUUGCUAUGAUUUAGAGCUUUUGUUCUAUAUGUUGCCACUUCUGCUGAAAGUCUAUCACUGUUAUGAAAAAAGCAAGAUAUUUUACCUUACAUCACGUGUAUAUACUCAUUGUAUUAUUCCAUUGUUUCAUUUAAAUUUUUGUGGUCAAAUUUGCAUUUUUUUUCUGUCAAAAAAUAUUUUGCAAAAUGUCAUUAUGUGCAUAAAAAUUGUUAAUCAAAUAUAGUUGGAAGCAAUUUUCUUCAUGGUUUAAUACGUCAUUCCAUAUAAUGUGAAGAAAAAAUGAUUUUAAAAUUGUUGUAAAUGUUCAGAUUUUGUAAAAAGUGCAUUACAUAUUGUUUUACAAGUAAAGAUUUCAUUUA
Messenger RNA from Ruditapes philippinarum (Manila clam), 4379 nucleotides. RefSeq names its product heterogeneous nuclear ribonucleoprotein U-like protein 1. Gene Ontology annotation, molecular function: protein binding. NCBI's taxonomy places the organism in Eukaryota, Metazoa, Mollusca, Bivalvia, Venerida, Veneridae. Bases 140 to 3553 code for a protein of 1137 amino acids. The transcript is spliced from 19 exons. The record is from RefSeq and is a predicted model, not a curated record.